CCCACCUCUGCUGACCACCAGUUUUUUUUAUUAGCAUUGUUUUUUUAUUCCAAUGCAGGUCGAUCGGCUCACCAAUUCAGGGGUUCUCCAGCACCAGCGGUUCCAGAACGGCAGCGAGGACGACGCGGCGGUGCUUCUGGGGGCGGGUCCCUGCUGCCGGCAUUUCCUGCGCGUCAAAGGACUGGUCAAACAGCACAUUGACUCGUUCAACUAUUUCAUCGACGUUGACCUGAAGAAGAUUGUGAAAGCCAACGAGGUGGUGACGUCGGACGUGGAUCCGUCGUUCUACUUGAAAUACACUGGAAUCCGCGUGGGUAUGCCCGAGCGGACCGAUGCCGAUGCAGCCAAACCGUGUCGGCUGCGUGACAUGACGUACGCUGCCCCGAUUGCGGUGGACAUUGAGUACACGCGUGGGCGGUCGCGCGUAAUCCGCAAGGGUGUGGUGAUUGGACGUAUGCCAAUCAUGCUGCGGUCGGCGCGCUGUGAAAAAGUCAUUCUGGUGCAGGAGCAGAUGUCCAAGAACCGUAUCAUCAUCCAGGUCGACAACAAGGGGUUCAUGGCGGCCAAUCGCAAAUCAAAGACAUAUGUUGUGUACAAGAAGGGUGCCCUUUACCUGAAGCACAACUCGAUCAGCGACGACGUGCCGCUGGUGGUGGCGAUGCGUGCAAUGGGCAUGACAGCGGACAAGGAGAUCGCACAGCUGGUAGCUGGAAACGACCCGCUGUUCCUGGACAUGCUGUCCCCAACACUCGAGGAGGGCUCGGCAUCGAAGCUGUUCACGCAGCGGGCGGCGCUGGACUGGAUCGGAUCCAAGACUAAGGUGACUCGCCGCCCAGGCAUGGCUCGCCGGCCUGGCUACGAGGAGGCGCUGGAGGUGCUGGCCAACGUGGUGCUGGCCCAUGUGCCUUGCGUGUACGCAGUCAACAACGACAACAUGACUGACGACCUGGACUACCUUGGAAACAAGCGUCUUGAGCUUGCCGGCCAGCUGCUGUCGCUGCUGUUUGAGGAUCUGUUCAAGCGGUUCAACUACGACCUGAAGCUCAACGUGGACAAGGUCCUGAAGAAGCCCAACCUGGCGCAGGCCUUUGAUGUGUAUAACCAGCUAAUGUGCCACGGCGAUCUGAUCACACAGGGCCUGACUCGCGCCAUCAGUACAGGAAACUGGUCGCUGAAGCGUUUCAAGAUGGAGCGUGCCGGUGUCACCCACAUUCUGUCGCGUCUGUCGUACAUUUCGGCGCUGGGCAUGAUGACCCGUAUCAGCAGUCAGUUUGAGAAGACGCGCAAGGUGUCUGGCCCUCGUGCGCUGCAGCCAUCGCAGUGGGGGAUGCUGUGCCCGGCCGAUACUCCUGAAGGAGAGCUGUGUGGUCUGGUGAAAAACCUGGCAUUAAUGACGCAUAUCACUACCGAUGACGAGGAGGAGCCCAUCCGCCGCGACGCUGCGCUGAUGACUGGUGCCGAGCUGCACACGCCUGGAACGCAUGUUGUGUUCCUCAACGCACUCCGGUUUGUGCGUCACGGUCGCAUCCCGGCAUUUGUCAGCAUUUAUAUCGAUGACCACCGCAACACCGUCAACAUUUCGGCCGAUAACGGGCGCAUCUGCCGCCCUCUGAUUAUCGUCGAGAACGGCAAGAGCCGCGUCAAGGACCACCACAUCCAGGAUCUGAUGGCGGGCAAGCUCGAGUUUGACGACUUUUUGCGGCUGGGCCUGGUGGAGUAUCUCGAUGUCAACGAGGAGAAUGACUGUAACAUCGCCAUCUAUGAGAAGGAUCUGAAGCUGUAUACAACCCACUGCGAGAUUGAGCCGUUCACGCUGCUGGGCGCUGUGGCUGGGCUGAUUCCGUAUCCGCACCACAACCAGUCGCCGCGUAAUACGUACCAGUCCGCUAUGGGUAAGCAGGCAAUUGGUGCUAUUGCCUACAACCAGCUCAACCGCAUCGAUACUCUGCUGUAUCUGAUGGUGUAUCCGCAGCAGCCCAUGGUCAAGACCAAGACCAUCGAGCUUAUCAAUUACGACAAGCUGCCUGCCGGCCAGAACGGCUCGGUGUUUGUCAUGUCGUAUUCCGGAUACGAUAUUGAGGAUGCCCUGGUUAUCAACAAGUCGUCCCUCGAUCGUGGGUUUGGGCGCUGCCAGGUUAUGCGCAAGUACACGGCCAUGGUGCGCAAGUACGCCAACGGCACCUUUGACCGCGUUCGCUACGCGCACAUCGACACUGACGGCAUGGCCCCGCCGGGCACUCGUCUUGAGACCGGUCCAGAUGUCGAUGGCGGCAACGACAUCAAUGCUGGAGUGGGCGGUGCUACCGUCGAAUAUCGCCCAACACCAGCCACGUUCAAGUACCCUGACCACGGAUACGUUGACAAGGUCAUGAUUACGACCUCGGAGACCGACCAGACGCUGAUCAAGUUCCUGCUGCGGCAGACGCGCCGGCCCGAGCUUGGCGACAAGUUUUCGUCUCGACAUGGCCAGAAGGGCGUGUGUGGCAUCAUUGUGCAGCAGGAGGACAUGCCGUUCACGGACCGCGGUGUGUUCCCGGACAUCAUCAUGAACCCGCACGGUUUCCCGUCGCGAAUGACUGUCGGCAAGCUGAUGGAGUUUGUGGCUAGUAAGGCUGGCGCAAUCAAGGGCGAGCUGCAGUACGGUACGUGCUUUGGCGGCAGCAAGAUGGAGGACAUGUGCCGGAUUCUGAUGGAGAACGGCUAUAGCUAUACUGGCAAGGACUACGUCACGUCGGGCAUUACCGGCGAGCCUGUUGGCGCCUACAUCUUCAAUGGCGCCACGUACUACCAGCGCCUGAAGCACAUGGUUGCCGACAAAAUGCAUGCGCGUGCGCGCGGGCCGCGUGCCGUGCUGACACGCCAGCCCACCGAGGGACGCUCGCGCGACGGUGGUCUGCGUCUGGGAGAGAUGGAGAAGGAUUGCCUGAUCGGGUACGGCGCGUCGAUGCUGCUGCUGGAGCGGCUGAUGAUCUCGUCGGAUGUGUUUGAGGUGCAUGUGUGCGAAAAGUGCGGCUACAUCGGCUAUAAGGGGUGGUGCCAGGUGUGCAGAUCAAGCAAGACCAUGACUCCGAUCAAAAUCCCGUAUGCGUGCAAGCUACUGUUCCAGGAGCUGCAGUCGAUGAAUAUUCUGCCACGACUGGUGAUGGAGGAUAUUUAGGACUGCUGCAUUUUUGUUGUUGUUUUUGUUGCUGGUGGUUUCAAUGAAUAAUGGCUGACGCAUCCUUUCCGUAUCGUUUCUUUGCUGGAGGGGCAGCGGGGAG
Molecule: messenger RNA, 3260 nt
Organism: Linderina pennispora
Lineage: Eukaryota; Fungi; Kickxellomycota; Kickxellomycetes; Kickxellales; Kickxellaceae
Product: beta and beta-prime subunits of DNA dependent RNA-polymerase
Exons: 12
Coding region: 53-3157 (1034 amino acids)
Biological process (GO): DNA-templated transcription
Cellular component (GO): RNA polymerase III complex
Molecular function (GO): ribonucleoside binding; DNA binding; DNA-directed RNA polymerase activity
Source: RefSeq, a predicted model, not a curated record